UACUAAUGAGUACUGGUGCUAUUGUUACAGACUGGAGUUUGAUGCCUACAGGACCGACCUGGAGGAGUUGAGCGUGGGUCCGCGGGAUGCUGCAGCCAUGGUGCGCAUUGAGAUGGCUCAACAGCAGUACCAAAUCCAUAAAGACAAGUAUGAACGACUGCACAGUGAUGUCAGCAUCAAACUCAAGUUCUUGGAGGAGAAUAAGGUAAAGGUGAUGCACAAACAGCUCCUACUGUUUCAUAAUGCUGUCUCUGCGUAUUUCGCUGGAAACCAGCAGCAGCUGGAACAGACUCUCAGACAGUUCAAUGUGAAAUUGAAGCCACCGGGUUCUGACAAGCCAUCGUGGCUUGAGGAACAGUGAUCACUUUGUCGAUGUAAAGAGACACUCAAACACGGAAACCUGAAAAUGGAUGGACAGGGAUGUAAAAGUGAUUCGUAUGAAUGAUUAAGACAAAAGAAGUAGAUGUUUUUAAGUUGCCAAACCUCGGAAAGAGGCCCGGUUUAUUUAAAACCAGAACGUCUUCAAAUGAAUAUUAAUUUUUAUCCAAAUGGCUUAUGGAAACUAACUGUGGUUACGUUUUACACCUGCCUUAACUUACCAUCU
This is a messenger RNA of Sinocyclocheilus rhinocerous, 604 nucleotides long. Its product is annotated as arfaptin-2-like. Gene Ontology annotation, cellular component: trans-Golgi network membrane. The record is from RefSeq and is a predicted model, not a curated record. The coding region runs from base 98 to 361 and encodes 87 amino acids. Gene Ontology annotation, molecular function: protein domain specific binding; phospholipid binding. The transcript has 2 exons. Lineage: Eukaryota; Metazoa; Chordata; Actinopteri; Cypriniformes; Cyprinidae. Gene Ontology annotation, biological process: intracellular protein transport; regulation of Arp2/3 complex-mediated actin nucleation.